CAAAAAGGCAAAAUCAAGAAUCAAAUUGUAUACACGACGGCGUGUCGUAUAGAUACAUGACGGCCGUUUUAACGGCUAUUUUGCGAGUAGUCUUCUUUUUCUCCAUAUUCUAUAAAUUUCCAAGCUCGUACAUUCACUGUCUUUUAACUCUCACUCCGCCAUCUCCCCACUGCUCUAAUUUUUUCGGACAAACACUCUGCUCUAAUGACGGUUCUUCCGACAUGGAUUUUAGCUAUGAUGUGUCUAUUCUUCUUCGUCGGAGCAAUGGAGAACAAAACACACGACAAGAUCUCAUCUCUCUCCAGAUCGGACGAAAUCGAAUGGAACAAGCACGCAGUGACGAAUCCAGAUGAAGUAGCGGACGAAGUUCUCGCAUUGGUUGACAUGAGUGCAAAAAAUCAUACCGAGAGGAGGAAGCUAGGUUACUUUACUUGCGGAACAGGCAACCCAAUCGACGAUUGCUGGCGAUGCGAUCGCAACUGGCACAAGAACCGCAAACGCCUAGCGGACUGUGGAAUCGGGUUCGGAAGAAACGCCAUCGGUGGUCGCGACGGACGUUUCUACGUAGUCACUGACCCAAGUGACCACGACGCUGUUAACCCUAGACCGGGUACAUUACGUCACGCCGUGAUCCAAGACCGACCGCUAUGGAUCGUUUUCAAACGUGAUAUGGUGAUUCAACUAAAACAAGAGCUAAUCGUCAACAGCUUCAAAACGAUAGACGGACGCGGCGCAAACGUUCACAUCGCUAACGGCGGUUGCAUAACGAUUCAGUCUGUGACGAACGUUAUCGUCCAUGGAUUGCAUAUUCAUGAUUGUAGACCGACGGGGAACGCUAUGGUGAGAAGCUCAGAGAUGCAUUUUGGGUGGAGGACGAUGGCUGAUGGUGACGCGAUUUCGAUCUUUGACUCGAGUCAUGUUUGGAUUGAUCACAACUCGUUGUCUCAUUGUGCUGAUGGGCUUGUGGAUGCAGUCAUGGGCUCGACUGCGAUUACCAUCUCUAACAAUCACAUGACUCACCACAACGAGGUUAUGUUGCUCGGACAUAGUGAUUCUUACACUAAGGAUAAAGCUAUGCAAGUUACUAUUGCUUAUAAUCAUUUUGGGGUUGGACUUAUUCAAAGGAUGCCGAGGUGCCGGCACGGUUAUUUCCAUGUUGUGAACAAUGACUACACUCACUGGGAGAUGUAUGCGAUAGGUGGAAGUGCAAACCCUACAAUCAACAGUCAGGGAAACCGCUAUGCUGCCCCUAAAAAUCCUUUUGCUAAAGAGGUGACAAAGAGAGUGGACACACCGGCGAGUCAUUGGAAAGGAUGGAACUGGAGAUCUGAAGGAGAUUUGCUUCAGAACGGUGCUUACUUUACUAUUUCAGGAGCCACUGCAUCUGGUGGCUACGCACGUGCCUCUAGCCUCGCUGCUAAAUCUUCUUCAUUGGUUGCAACCAUUACUUCCGACGCUGGAGCUCUGCCUUGUCGUAGAGGACGUCAAUGUUCCUCAUAGUUGUUUUUAACCUCCUCCCAACAUACCAUUACCCCCAAAAAUUUUAAACCAUCUCCCAUUAUAUUCAGACCAAAGUGUGCAUUCUCACACAUUUGUCAUUUAAAAACCAAUUCUCUUUUUUUUUUUAGGUGUGUGUGUGUUGUGUCGAUUUUUCUCAACCUUGGGGUUGCUUGCUUCAACUGCAAGCCAACCUUCCAUGUUAAAUAGAAACUCCCCAAGUGUUGCUGGUUCUGUCUGAUCAACUCAGAUUGUUCUUCGUUUGUCUCUGUCAUCUGCCUAGGAUAAAAACAAGAAUAUUAUGUCUUGUUUUUUAUUUAUUCUGUGUAUUCUUCAUGUUUAUAAUUUAAUAUAAGGUCUGGUUGAUUGUGAAUUUUCUACUUUUUUUGUGUGUGUUUUUGCUUGCUAGAUUUGUUAGCUUUACUUUCCCAUGGUUGCAAUCACUCUUCAUUCUAAUUCAAAC
Messenger RNA from Eruca vesicaria subsp. sativa (arugula), 1960 nucleotides. The record is from the annotation of a GenBank genome assembly. Lineage: Eukaryota; Viridiplantae; Streptophyta; Magnoliopsida; Brassicales; Brassicaceae.